UUGGCUUUUUAUUGGCCUGCGCGGGGAGCACGUGACAAGCGGCCACAAUCGCCAUAUAAAAGAGGACGCGGGCUGACGCAGAACACAAGGAGAAUAUCCGAAUCACACAACAACACACCAACAUGAAAUUCGCCGUGUUUUGCAUCAUUGCCAGCCUGGUUUUGCUGGAGGUUUCGGCCCAGGGUGCUGGCGGCGACUGCCCCACCAUCUGCCCUCUGAACUACGCACCAAUUUGCGGCAAGAACAGCAAGGGCGAACUCAAAACCUUCUCCAACGAGUGUGGCAUGAGGGCUCAGAACUGCAACGGCAAAAAUGACUUUGCGCAGGAGAAGACUGGUGCCUGUGACUAAUUUCUGGCCCCGAGGCAUUUGCUGAUAUGAUUAAUCAAGAUGCUUGCAUUUAUUUUUUAAAAACCGUGUGAUUUUAUUAUUUGGAGGAAAUAAAUCCGUUUGCUUAUUCUGUCAACUAA
This is a messenger RNA of Neocloeon triangulifer, 469 nucleotides long. Its product is annotated as vasotab-TY3-like. Gene Ontology annotation, molecular function: protein binding. Lineage: Eukaryota; Metazoa; Arthropoda; Insecta; Ephemeroptera; Baetidae. The coding region runs from base 123 to 350 and encodes 75 amino acids. The record is from RefSeq and is a predicted model, not a curated record. The transcript is spliced from 3 exons.